This is a messenger RNA of Prinia subflava (tawny-flanked prinia), 535 nucleotides long. RefSeq names its product thyroid stimulating hormone subunit beta (gene TSHB). Bases 104 to 508 code for a protein of 134 amino acids. The transcript has 3 exons. Gene Ontology annotation, cellular component: cytoplasm; extracellular region. The record is from RefSeq and is a predicted model, not a curated record. NCBI's taxonomy places the organism in Eukaryota, Metazoa, Chordata, Aves, Passeriformes, Cisticolidae. Gene Ontology annotation, molecular function: hormone activity. Gene Ontology annotation, biological process: G protein-coupled receptor signaling pathway.
CUGCAGGGCACGUGUUCCCAGAGCUGCAGGCAGGGAGCUCCCGGAGGGGCUGACAGACAAUAUUGGCUUUGUCGACCUCUUCUCCCUCUUGCUCUCCCAAAUCAUGAGUCCCUUCUUUGUGAUGUCUCUCCUCUUUGGCCUGAUUUUUGGACAAACAGCAUCACUCUGUGCCCCUUCUGAGUACACAAUCCACGUGGAGAAACGGGAAUGUGCCUAUUGCCUGGCCAUCAACACCACCAUCUGCGCUGGAUUCUGCAUGACGCGGGACAGCAAUGGCAAGAAGCUGCUCCUGAGGAGUGCUCUGUCGCAGAACGUGUGCACGUACAAGGAGAUGCUGUACCGCACAGCGCUGAUCCCGGGCUGCCCUCACCACACCCUCCCCUACUACUCCUACCCCGUGGCUGUCAGCUGCAAGUGUGGCAAGUGCAACACUGACUACAGUGACUGUGUCCGGGACAGGCUCAGCACAAACUACUGCACCAAGCCACAGAAGCUCUGUAACCUGUAAAGCUUUCACGGGAUGAAAUGUACUGCU